UUUUUAAUAAUCACAAAACGGGUUUCGCUUUGUUGCGGUAAUUAAAAUUACCUUUCGCUUCUUACGUACACAAAACAUUUUCGUAUCGUUUUUUAAGGAAACAAAAUAAGGAUAGCCAACAGGCUGGAAAAUUAUCGCGGAAAAAAUGGCUGGAUUCAACGAAGAGGAAGGUUUCUAUCAGACAAAUUUCUAUGACAACCAGAAUUACGGAUUUGAUCCCAAUGCACAGGCACCAUUUGGUCAAGAACCACAAUUUGGGCAGUUUGAUUACAAUCAGGGCUAUACCAAAGGCUCUACGUUUGGCGGAGAUGCUGGUUUUGGAGCGGAUCAAAGCUCAUACACUGGGUCUAUCCUGACCCCCAACGCUAUGGCUUACACAGAUAAAACAGUAGGUGGAGACACUGAAGAAGAUGAACCUCCACUGCUAGAAGAAUUAGGAGUUAACUUUGACCACAUCGUACAAAAGGUAAGUUAAUUUUAUUUACCUG
Physella acuta is the source of this 488-nucleotide messenger RNA. Its product is annotated as protein YIPF5. The record is from RefSeq and is a predicted model, not a curated record. NCBI's taxonomy places the organism in Eukaryota, Metazoa, Mollusca, Gastropoda, Physidae.